AUGUCGUCAGAUCUUGUACAGUCGACCCUCGGUGGUGGUGAGAGCUACAUCUCACCCACUACAAACCUUCAACCUGACUCUCCAGAAUAUGGGAAGGUUGAGGCUAUGGUGGGCAGAAUCAUGGACUUCAUGUGUCAACAGUUCCGCAACAUGAAUGAUCGCCUUUCUGAGCUCAAAAUCGAGGUCGGCGAGAUCAGCGGCUCUAAAACGAUGUUAGCUCUUGAUCUAAUCAAUGAGCGCUUGAGCCAUUUCGAUGAUAUCAAUGCACGCUUCAACGAGGCCGGCAUGCUUGAUCACGGGAACAUCAGGGCCCUUGAUGUCUUCAACGGGCGUCUCUUCAGCAUUGAAGAGGACAUCAAAUGUCUCAAACACGCCAUCCAAGGCACCGCCGACGAGUCUGACGACUCCAUCAAGCGCUACCUCGGCAAGAUUGAUGAUCGUCUUAGCAAUCUGGAAAGCAACCUGCACCGCCUGGAGGACAGGAUGUUUGCCAACCUCGAUGGUGCGAUUGAUGACGAAACGGGCUUCAUUACGGUCGUGAUGGACGCCCUUGAUUUCCAAAAGCUCGACGCGAUGAACCCGACCGAGAUAGCGCAGAAGCUUCGCGAAAAGGGCUCAGGCUGGAAGAUUGAAAGUAUCAAGCUGAAGGCUCCCAAGACCGCCGACCAGCAACACCAAGUCAUCAUCAAUUUCUUGACUAGGGAGUCAGAGGCGUACAUGCGGCAGCACAUUUCAGAGAUGAGUGAGCUUUUCGGUCUUGAGCACGGUGUCUAUUGCCUUUCGCCAGUCUAUACCCUGCACGUCGAGCAUCUGGUGCCACACUUGUCCAAAGGAGGCAUGGGACACAAAGAAUUGGAAGAAGCUCUUCUCAAAGCCCUGGGUGUAAAAGACAUCAAAGCGAAGGUAACAUACGAACGCAUGCUACUCAAGACCCAGGACUUCGAUCUUGUCAGUCAGCUUUGCUUCACAGGCGUGACUCUGCUUGGUCAUUACUACGAGAUUGUACCAUUUUGCGUUCAAGGUACUCCGCUCUUUUGCUACAGAUGCUGGAAGACAGGCCAUUUCAAGGAUGACUGCACCGUCAGUGUCAUGCUGUGCGGGCGGUGUUCAGGUGCCCAUGAUACAAGGGGCUGCAAGGCGGCUGCUCGCUGCUGCAACUGCAAUGGCCCUCAUGUCACCUGGUCACCGGAGUGCACAAUCAGUUUAUCCAGGGAGGAGCACCGAGCGUCGGCUUGGUAUCGACAGCUCGUCCCUCACUGGGCUAAGCAUUUGCCCAAGACCGGAAAGCCUAUUCUUCCAACGAUUACCAAGACUAAGCCGGCGAAGGCAAAGGCGAAUCCCGCUGAAAGCUCGCCUGCUAAGUCUGGUGAACAAAGCGGCGCAUCUUCUUCCAAGGCGGCCGAGAAACGACCGGUUGGUAGGCCGAAAGCGCUGCUAUCCAAGGAGUCUGGGCAACGGACGCUUGGCCACUUCUUGAAGACUGGGGGAAUCGGAUCAUCUCCUGCCACCUCCAAGAAACCUUCUUCGUCUCCAGACGCAGACAUGACCGGUACGGAUACUGCCCCUCUCCCGCGCAGCGAGGGGACAGGAGUUCCAAGCCCCAACAGUCAGCCCUUGACAGCCAAUGCUAGUAGCUCUUCUGUCAGUGACGUUGGCAACUCUCUUAUGGCCAUGGAGAUGGACACAGACACCACAUCAUCUUCGACGCCGAGUGCUAGUCAGUCUUCUGGAAGUUAUGGUGAUAGUGGCGCUGCAGAUAUGGAUAUUGAUACAGCUAGCACAGCCAACAACGAGCCGGCUGGAAGCGAAGCACCCGGGGCCGAGCAGUCAAAGCCCAGCAGCAGUACCCAGGCCAAGAGCGAUCCGAAAGGGGGCAAACAAGGAAACAAUAACAACAGCAACAAGAACAGCAACAACAAUAGCAAGAAGGCCAAUAAGAACAACAACAAAAACAAGAAUAACAGCGCCGCCAAGCAAACGACAACCCAGACAAGUACGCCAUCUUUAGUACCCAAUACCUCUCAACAAGAAACUGGUAAUAAGCCCGACGGUGCGAGCGGAAAGAAAAAGCCUUUUUCCUGGAGAGAGCACAAGGGGAAGAAAAAGGCACAGAAACAGGCAGAUAAAUCUGCAUCAGCCAACACUACCCCUGCUCCUGUUAGCGACGCUCCUGGCGUUCCUUCUUCCCCAGCUCCUCUUUCUACCACGCCUCUGGAUUCUGGUAUCAUUUCGACACCCAUACCUCCAGCCGGUGCUACGUCUGCACCAGCUACGCCUUUGCCUGGUGUGUCUGUACCUGAUGCGUCACGUUCCAACCGCCAGUCCACCCUCUACUACCAGCGGUUCUUCUGCCCUAUGUUUCCUACUUUCAGCAACUUGUUGCUACCGCCUCCCGUUGGUGGUAUCGCCCAACCUUCGGGCUUCAACUUCGAAGAGAUUUCACAGCCGGUGUCUCCCUCCGGCAAGCGCGAAGGGCCACUGAGUAUGCACUCCCCUGAGAAGAGGAGGAAGCCUUCGCGCAGCAUAGAAAAUGGCGAUGAGGCCAAGGUCUUGAAGAAUCCGAAGGUCUUCGAGCAACAACUCAAAGCUGACGAAGAACGCUGGUAUGGCAUCGGCGAUGGGCGCUUGAAGGGUAUAACGACAAUUUGGCACAUAUGCUCUAUCCUGACCCGGUGCUAUCCUGGAGCAUCAUUCAGGAAGUUCAAAUCUCGCAAGGAUGUAGAGGAAUGGAUGCUGCGUGUUCACGGUAUCGAGAGCCCGGACCUUAUUGACUUGGCAGCGGCAAGGGCCGCAGUUGCUAGUGAGGAGGCGGCCGCUGCAGCCGCAUCACUUUCAGCUCUUGCCCCACUUCCUGCCGCUGUCCCCAGUUCAUCUCCUCCGUCGUCUACACCUUGCGACUCUAUGGGUCAGCUCUUUCAACUUCUUCAGCAGAACUUCGGAGAUGCUCGUACAAUGGAGGCUCUCAAGCACCUCCUUUCCGUCCCUGCGGCAUCUUCUACUGCGACGUCUAAUGAAUCGAUCGCUGGUGGCUCUGGAGCUCUUCCGGGACCUUCGUCUAGCCCCGAAGAUCCAGUGUUCAGUCCCCGCGCCCCUCAUACUGGGCGCAAGUCUCUAGUAAUCGACUGGACUAGCGACGAAGAUGCAAAUCCAUCGUCUCGUCAGCUCAGGCCGAACGCUGUUCCACUGUCCAGCUCAGCCGCAUCAUCUUCAACCAACUCAACUACUACCGAACCUCGUAUCGGUACCGUCAGACUCGUCCAAUCGUCUGAUCAAGCUCGCUCAGUAAAGAGGGCUCGUCGCACGUCCGGCGACCUCACUUUUGUUUCCAACGCUGCCGAAAUCAACCACCGCUUCGUGAACAUCCAACCAGCUCUCGACCGUCUCAACGAGAUCUUCAUGAGAGGCAAUGCGGUUAUCAUUACUGAGGAUAGAAUCGCCGCCCCGGAAGACGAUGAAGAGCGCUCUGAUACUUUCAUGGGGCUUGACGUUUCUGGUGCAUACACCAAAGUCACUGCUAACCAUGACCUGGGCAUCUCGAUAGUAUGUAAUCCAGGAUGA
This is a messenger RNA of Fusarium proliferatum ET1, 3558 nucleotides long. RefSeq lists its product as uncharacterized. The record is from RefSeq and is a predicted model, not a curated record. NCBI's taxonomy places the organism in Eukaryota, Fungi, Ascomycota, Sordariomycetes, Hypocreales, Nectriaceae. The transcript is spliced from 4 exons. Gene Ontology annotation, molecular function: zinc ion binding; nucleic acid binding. The coding region runs from base 1 to 3558 and encodes 1185 amino acids.